Penaeus vannamei (Pacific white shrimp) is the source of this 2322-nucleotide messenger RNA. RefSeq names its product esterase E4. Gene Ontology annotation, molecular function: hydrolase activity. The record is from RefSeq and is a predicted model, not a curated record. Lineage: Eukaryota; Metazoa; Arthropoda; Malacostraca; Decapoda; Penaeidae.
UGUAUGAUCGUUCAAAGUUAUUCAGGCCGAGGCUGCUCUCGAUACAGUACCUGAACUGCUUAGAGAGUACAAUCCUGACAUACCAAGAAAACUUUUCACUUUUCCUUCGCGCCCAAAAGCCUCGCAGACGAGCGAAUGGGAACAGCUUCAGGGUCCGUCAUGCCGCCCACGCCCACUUCCAUGCGCGCCCGCCUCCUUGUGGCAGCGAUGGGCGUGAUCGUGGCCGUGGGCGCCGCUGCCUCCCAGACCACCCCGCCUUCCAUGGCAAAGAUUAUCACGGCCAAGUCACAACCCGCCUCAUGGACGCCCAUCCAGCACACCACCCGCCUCGGCACGUUAUCCGGCCGCAGGGAGGACACCAUCGGCCAGAAUCGAACCCACGCCUUCUACUACGCCUUCAGAGGCAUACCCUACGCGAAGCCGCCCGUCGGGGAACUGCGAUGGUCGGAUCCCGUCGAGUCGGAGGACCGUUGGCCUGGCGGUCGCCUUGACGCCUCCGAAUUCAAGGCGAUUUGCCCGCAGUACGACACAACGACGAAGCGGGUGCUGGGUGACGAAGACUGUCUCCAUCUGAACGUGUACACGGCGAAAUUACCAGAUGGUGAGAAAGUCGACGCCCAGGACUCGAAGGAGCUCCUUCCAGUGUUCGUGUUCUUCCACGGGGGCGGCUUCCUGCGGGGCUCGGCUGUGUCCCACGGCGCCGCGCGCUUGCUGGCCCACGACCUCGUCCUCGUCACCGUCAACUACCGCCUCGGGGCUUUCGGGUUUCUGAGUACGGGCGAGACAGCACUGGCCGGGAACUACGGCAUGCUGGACCAGGUGGCCGCCCUCCGAUGGGUCCAGAGGAACAUCGCCCAGUUCGGCGGCGACAAGGACAGGGUCACCAUCGGGGGCUUCUCCGCCGGCGCCGCCUCCGUCCACUUCCACUCGCUCUCGCCUCGCUCUCAAGGGCUGUUUCACGGCGCCGUCUUAAUGAGCGGGAGCGCCAAGUGCUCGUGGGCGGUGCAAGAGAAACCUCGCGCCCACGCCCACCGAUUCGCGCGUGAGCUGGGCUGUCCAGACGCCUCGGUCGCUGAGCUGAGGGCCUGUCUCCUGUCCAAGCGCACGGAGGAGGUGGUGGAGGCCCAGGCGAGGAUGCAUAGAUACAUCUUCUGGCCGCUGCCCUUCAGCGUGGUGGUCGACGGGGGGCUGAGAGAGGGCCCCUUCCUCCCCGUCCCCGUGGAGAACCUGACCCCGAGGGCGCCAGUGCCAGUUCUCUUAGGAAUGGUGCCGGAGGAGGGCAUGCUCUUUGCAUUAGGCACCAUCCUCACCUCGAAGGAGCCGACCGACGUGGCUGCCGUGUACGAGGCCACGGCGCAGUACCUGGUGGCCGCUUUCCUGCCGGACAGCACGGCGGAGGCGGUGGCGAGGCUGGCCGAGUCCCUCUACUACACACCGAAGGCUAGGCGGUCCCUCAACGCCCUGGCGGAGGAGAUGACGGAGGUUCUGACGGACUAUCUCUUCUUGUCCUGCGUGUGGGACACUGCCUUGGCCUACGCCGAGGGUGGCAGCCGCGUGUACACUUACGUGAUGACGCACAGAGAGCCGGAAGGGUACGCGUGGGCUGACGUAAUAUACCAAAAAGCUCGAGGAAUUGGCAUCACCACGCCCCUCUUGGAUGUGGGCGUGUCCCAUGGCGACGAGAUGCUGCACGUCUUCAGCUUCCCUGGCGCCCUCGAGCACCUGCAGGACAAGGCGUCUGCUAAGGAUGAGAAAAUAGCUGCCUUUAUGACCUCUGCCUGGGCUAGCUUCGUCGUGCAUGGCGAACCCAGAACCACCCCGACCUGGGAACCGCUCGCGCCAAGGGAAUCUCAGCCUUACAUGAACCUCUCCCUAUCGCCCGCCAUGGUCCAUUCGCCAUUUAAAAAGCAGAGUCAGAAUUUUUGGCGCCAAACGGUUCCGCUCAUGACGAGUCCGCUGACAACCGCAGUAUUCCAUGGGGCGGCGGUGGAGCAGUGUCCGGGACCCUCCGCUCCUUAAUUGUCUAAAUAUUCGCUGCCUUUUUCGUUCUUUUUUAUUUUACAUUCAACUUUAAAUUGUUAUAUUUGCUGCUUUUUUUAUUUUUUUUAUUUUACAUUCGAAUUUAAAUUGUUCUUCUCUUGUAUAUUGUUAUUGAUAUUCUCGUGAUUUUUCUUUGUUUUUCUUUUUCUUUCUCUUUUGUUUAGCGUUGAUGUUGUUUUCCGGUUAAAAUGUCUUGUUUGACAGAAAACCCAAUUUUAUGAAAUUGUAAAAUUAAUAAAGCUAUCAAAAAAUAAAAAUUGUAAAAUUAAUAAAGUUAUCAAC